UGCCCAGCGCCGGCUCUCCGGGCAGGAGAAGCUCCGCUGGCGGGCAGCGAGGCAGGCAGCACGGUCGGCGAGCUCGCCCACUCUUCUCGGCCCGCUCCGGAGUCCCGGGCUUUCGAAGAUGUCCGCCAAGCCCGAGGUCGGCUUUGUGAAAGAAGCUUCUCGCCAGAUCCUGGCCGGUGGCUCCGCUGGUCUUGUAGAAAUUUGCCUGAUGCACCCCCUCGAUGUGGUGAAAACCAGGUUCCAGAUUCAGAGAUGUGCAACUGAUCCAAGCAGUUAUAAAAGCCUGGGAGAUAGUUUUCGAACAAUUUUCCGAACAGAAGGGGUGUUCGGUUUUUACAAGGGAAUUCUGCCACCCAUCUUGGCUGAAACACCAAAAAGAGCAGUGAAGUUUUUCACCUUCGAGCAGUACAAGAAAUUGCUAGGAUAUGUGUCACUGUCACCAGCAUUGACAUUUGCCAUUGCUGGAUUAGGAUCUGGACUAACAGAAGCUAUCGUGGUUAACCCUUUUGAGGUAGUAAAAGUUGGCUUGCAAGCGAAUCGGAACAAAUUUACAGAGCAACCAUCCACGAUGAGUUAUGCAAGACACAUCAUUCAGAAGGAAGGCUUGGGACUCCAGGGCCUCAACAAAGGAUUCACAGCAACUUUAGGACGUCAUGGAGUUUUCAACAUGGUUUACUUUGGCUUCUACUACAAUGUCAAAAACAUUGUUCCUGUCAAUAAGGAUCCAACCUUGGAGUUUUUGAGAAAAUUUGGGAUUGGUCUUCUCUCCGGCACAAUAGCCUCAGUCAUUAACAUCCCUUUUGAUGUUGCCAAAAGUAGGAUUCAAGGGCCUCAGCCAGUUCCUGGAGAGAUCAAGUACAGAACCUGUUUUAAAACAAUGGCAACAGUCUACCAGGAAGAAGGGAUUUUAGCUUUGUACAAAGGCCUGCUUCCCAAGAUUAUGAGGCUUGGACCAGGUGGCGCAGUGAUGCUGCUGGUUUAUGAAUACACCUAUUCAUGGCUUCAGGAGAACUGGUGAUGGCCUGUGAAGUGUUG
Hyaena hyaena (striped hyena) is the source of this 1035-nucleotide messenger RNA. RefSeq names its product solute carrier family 25 member 21 (gene SLC25A21). NCBI's taxonomy places the organism in Eukaryota, Metazoa, Chordata, Mammalia, Carnivora, Hyaenidae. The record is from RefSeq and is a predicted model, not a curated record. Bases 119 to 1018 code for a protein of 299 amino acids. The transcript is spliced from 10 exons. Gene Ontology annotation, biological process: transmembrane transport.